CAGGCGCAGCGUGCGCGCUGCCGACAUAAGGGCGCGGGCGCGGGCGCGGGCGGGGGCUGCAGUCGGCGGUGGUGCAGCGAGCGGCCGGAGCUGGAGCCCGCGGUGCCGUCCGCGUCCCUGCCGCCAGCACAGCGCAUGUCCGCCUGCCACAACCUGCACUGCUUCGAUCCCUUUGCUGAUGCACUUAAGGGUGAUGAUCUCCUCCCUUCUGGGACUGAGGACUACAUACACAUAAGGAUUCAACAGAGGAACGGCCGGAAAACCCUCACCACUGUCCAGGGAAUCGCUGAUGAGUAUGACAAAAAGAAACUUGUCAAACACUUCAAAAAGCAAUUUGCCUGCAAUGGUACUGUGAUUGAGCACCCUGAGUACGGUGAGGUAAUCCAACUUCAAGGGGACCAGCGCAAGAACAUCUGCAAGUUCCUAGUGGAGGUUGGCAUUGUUAAGGAAGAACAACUCAAGGUCCAUGGGUUCUGAUUAACACAAUCCCUUUGUGUGCAUGCCUUGCUGGAUAAUGACAGGCUCUGACUUGUGGACUGUACCUGUUGAUCCAAGGAAGCCUGUAUGGUGACACCUGACUUGCAGAAUAAGCAGUUCAAUCUUCUGGCUCUGCAGCAAGAUCUUUAGGUCCAUUCACUUCUGUCCCAGCUAACUUUUAACAUGUUUUGUAACAUUUGUACUCACUUUUAAAGGCACAUGUUAGAACUUUUGUUGUACUUCCUUUUUGUAUAAUGUAUAAUAAAACCCACUUGAGAAA
Pristis pectinata (smalltooth sawfish) is the source of this 757-nucleotide messenger RNA. Its product is annotated as eukaryotic translation initiation factor 1b-like. Gene Ontology annotation, biological process: translational initiation. The record is from RefSeq and is a predicted model, not a curated record. Gene Ontology annotation, molecular function: ribosomal small subunit binding; translation initiation factor activity; RNA binding. The transcript has 4 exons. The coding region runs from base 136 to 477 and encodes 113 amino acids. Gene Ontology annotation, cellular component: eukaryotic 43S preinitiation complex. Lineage: Eukaryota; Metazoa; Chordata; Chondrichthyes; Rhinopristiformes; Pristidae.